This is a messenger RNA of Helianthus annuus (common sunflower), 924 nucleotides long. RefSeq lists its product as uncharacterized. Lineage: Eukaryota; Viridiplantae; Streptophyta; Magnoliopsida; Asterales; Asteraceae. The record is from RefSeq and is a predicted model, not a curated record. The coding region runs from base 1 to 924 and encodes 307 amino acids. The transcript has a single exon.
AUGCCUCCUAGACGCGAUCAAACUGAGAAUGCUGCUCUCGCAGCCACAAUCAUUCAGCAGAUGACUGUUGUGCUUCCGAACCUCAUUACUCAGAUAAACCAGGCAAAUCACAAUAACAAUAAUAACAAUGCUCAGUGUGAAUUCAAAACGUUCAAUUCAGCUAAGCCAUCGAAAGUUUUUGGGUCUGAGGGAGCAACUGCGCUCCUACAAUGGUUUGAAAGUACAGAUAGCACAUUCUGCCAUGUUCAGUGUCCCAAUGAGCGCAAGGUAGAUUUCGCCUCGAGUGUCUUUCAAAGGAGAGCACUCACUUGGUGGAAUGGUAUUAUGAGAGACCGAGGUGCCGAUAUGGCAAUUUCACUGACGUGGGAAGAAUUUAAGGAUCUUAUGAAGAAAGAAUUCUGCCCACGAAGUGAAAUAAGGGCACUUGAAAACGAGUUCUACUAUCUAAAACAAGAUAAUGGGGAAAACCGUGCCUACACUGACCGAUUUGAACAUUUAAGCCUACUUUGCCCCACUAUGGUCACACCUUUGGAUCGGGCCAUUGAGAAAUAUAUUGAUGGCCUACCUGAUCUUGUCCAAGACAUUGUCACUGGCAGCCAACAUGCAACGCUUAGGGAGGCUAAGGAAUUAGCCGCUAUUUUAACCGACUCCCAGGUUAGAAAAGGUAAACUAUUUCGAAAAGGAGACAAGAAACAAAACACUGAAUCUGUUAACGAGAAUUCGAAAAGAACAAAGGCCGAAUCUUCUAAAAAUUAUAAGAAGCGCAAGGCUUCAAAAAAUUUUGCAAUUCCUGCACCAGUUCCACUAAACUCAGUACCCUUCAAGGGAUUUUAUCAUGGAAAGCAACCUCGGUGCAAUCAAUGUAACUAUCAUCACGCGUCAAAUUCUCCUUAUCACCAGUGUACAAUCUGUGGUCUAUUUUGA